Molecule: messenger RNA, 2182 nt
Organism: Olea europaea var. sylvestris
Lineage: Eukaryota; Viridiplantae; Streptophyta; Magnoliopsida; Lamiales; Oleaceae
Product: putative glycerol-3-phosphate transporter 4
Exons: 3
Coding region: 333-1964 (543 amino acids)
Biological process (GO): phosphate ion homeostasis; transmembrane transport
Cellular component (GO): membrane
Molecular function (GO): glucose 6-phosphate:phosphate antiporter activity
Source: RefSeq, a predicted model, not a curated record
CUCUCUGUCUUGCAUAAUAGAUGCCCCUCCUCCCGCCAACCUAGCUCCCACUCUCACAUAUUUACGCGCAUUAGACGCACAAAACGCACAACCCAGAAGUGUAUGGUUCAGACGCACUCCAUAAGUGCAUUAUUUUCAUUUCAAGAAAAUUCAAGAAAAUCAGGGAUACUGUGUAAAAUUUUAUUCUUGACUCGACUCCUACUUGCAAAAAUUCAAUUCAGUCUGUUCUCGAUCAAUUUCAUGCUUGGAAGAUAUUUGAGGGAUUCUUGUGCUUGAGUUUCGUCUUCCAAGAAUGUGAUUCGGUAAGUUUUGGCUUAUACGUGAUUGUAAAAAUGUCUAGGGACAUUAGUGAUCCAAUGAGGGAUAUCCCACCUGGGAUUUUGCUAAUUAGGAGCAUUAGGGGAAGAGAUUGGAACAUAAAAACUUAUAGAUACAUGGUUUUGAUUAUUACGUUCAUAGCGUAUACUGGUUACCAUGCUUCAAGAAAACCCAGUAGUAUAGUCAAGAGUGUCCUGGAUCCGGAACCGAAUAAAAAUUCGAACUUGAUUAUUCCUUGGCCGGUUGGGGAUCUCUUUAUUGGGAAGGAAGUAAUGGUGACUAAUACUAGCAUUGACGCGGGUGGAUCUAGAAAUAACAAGGGUUGGGCACCAUUUAAUGGAAAGGACGGGACGUCGAAAUUGGGCGAGAUUGAUGUUGCAUUUCUGGCUUGUUAUUCGAUGGGAAUGUAUGUGGCAGGGCAUUUAGGCGAUAGAUUGGACCUUCGGUUGUUCUUGACUACUGGAAUGAUUGGAAGUGGCAUUUUUGUGGCGCUGUUUGGAAUGGGUUACUUUUGGAACAUUCACGUUUUCUGGUUUUAUUUGGUAAUGCAAAUGGUUGCCGGGUUGUUCCAGGCUACAGGGUGGCCUUCAGUUGUUGCUGUUAUUGGUAAUUGGUUUGGCAAGAGGAAGAGGGGAUUAAUAAUGGGAAUUUGGAAUGCUCACACGUCAGUUGGAAAUAUUUGUGGAUCGUUGCUUGCUGCUAGUGUUUUGGAUUAUGGAUGGGGCUGGUCUUUUAUUCUUCCAGGCGCAUUUAUAUUCCUGGGUGGGAUAAUGGUGUACAUGUUCCUGGCUGCUUAUCCUGAAGAUGUUGGAUUUGCUGAUCUAAAUGGUUUGCCCGUGGAGGCUGCAACAUUGCCUGAUGACGUCGAAACUCAGAUUUCGAAAGAUGUUAUGGCUGGAGAUGAGCAGAAUACUGACCCUCGGUUUACUUCUGUUAACAGGAGAAGUGUUGGGCUUCUUGAAGCUUGUUUAAUACCGGGAGUAAUUCCAUUUGCACUAUGUCUUUUCUUUGCAAAGCUGGUGGCAUACACAUUUUUGUACUGGUUGCCAUUUUAUCUUAGCCACACUGCUAUUGAUGGUGAGUAUAUGUCAGUGAAAUCUGCUGGAAAUCUUUCUACUCUGUUUGAUGUUGGAGGAAUUGUUGGUGGAAUUCUGGCUGGUUACAUAUCUGAUAGGCUCAAGGCUCGGGCCAUUACAGCGGCCAGCUUCAUGUAUGCUGCAAUCCCUGCGAUGCUUCUAUAUCGUUCCUAUGGAUACAUGUCUAAGUCCAUCAAUGUUGUACUCAUGAUGAUAGCUGGUUUAUUUGUUAAUGGGCCAUAUGCACUCAUCACAACUGCAGUCUCUGCUGAUCUUGGGACUCAUAGCUCUCUAAGAGGAGAUUCUCGAGCACUGGCAACAGUUACCGCUAUUAUUGAUGGUACUGGUUCUAUUGGUGCUGCUCUCGGUCCUCUUUUGACUGGAUUUCUUUCAACAAAAGGCUGGGACGUGGUUUUUGUUAUGCUAACAGUUGGAGCUUUCACUGCGGGUCUCCUUAUAUCGCAGCUUGUUGUAACUGAAGUUAAGGAGAAAUUUUGUAAACAAAUGCCCAGUAGACAAAAUGAUCUUGCAGGUCCUGCAUCUCAUCCCCUCUUGAGUGAAAGGAGAUGACCAGAUAUCCUUCUGAAGAAUCACAAUUUGGAUAUCAAGUGAAUCGGGAAUAGAAAGUAAACAUUCAAAACUAUACUGUAUUUUAUAAUUUUGAAACUUUUUGUAAUAGCUGGCUAGGGAAAUGGUAUUUUCCUUCAAUUUUAACUUUCAUGUGUUGUACAAGUUUGUGGAUUCAUGUUUAAAUAAAUCUUUGAGUGAAGAAAUGGUAAUUAAAUUGA